GAAGGCUUUAAAUUUGAUAUCAAAAGAAGUUCAUAGAAAAAGCUUUAUUUGAAGCGGCGGCCAAGGAAGCCUGGAUUGAGGAAGCCGAGCAAAGUCCGCUGUUUAGGGCGCCAUGGAUCCCUCUCACCAGCAGCACCAGUGGAUGCAAGCUCCCCACCACCAGGCCUGGGCCACCGCCGCGCCACCCGCCGCCGCCGCCACUACCACCUCCUCCUCCCAUGGCUACCACCAGCCCACCUCCCUUGAAGAGGUCCGAACCCUCUGGAUCGGCGACCUCCAGUAUUGGGUCGACGAGAGCUACCUCCACAGCUGCUUCGCCCACACCGGAGAGGUGGUAUCGGUAAAAGUCAUACGCAACAAGAUUACAGGACACCCUGAAGGCUAUGGAUUUGUAGAGUUUGUUUCUCAUGCAGCUGCUGAAAGAAUUUUGCAGAUGUAUAAUGGAUCUCAAAUGCCCGGAACUGAACAGGCUUUUAGGCUGAAUUGGGCCUCUUUUGGUCUUGGAGAAAGGCGGGAUGCAGGGCCCGAUCAUUCCAUUUUUGUGGGGGACUUGGCACCUGAUGUUACAGAUUAUUUAUUGCAAGAGACUUUUCGUGUUCAGUAUCCGUCAGUUAGAGGGGCCAAGGUUGUUACUGAUCCAAAUACUGGGCGUUCGAAGGGAUAUGGUUUUGUCAAAUUUGCUGAUGAGUCAGAAAGAAAUCGUGCAAUGACUGAAAUGAAUGGAGUGUAUUGCUCAACUAGGCCUAUGCGAAUUAGUGCGGCAACACCUAAAAAAACCACUGGGAUUCAGCAACAGUAUCCAGUUGCCAAAGCCAUCUAUCCAGCACCAACUUAUGCAACACCACAGCUACCACCAGUUCCACUGGACAAUGAUAUCACGAACACAAAUAUAUUUGUUGGUGGCCUGGACCCUAAUGUCACAGAGGAAGAACUGAAGCAGAUCUUUGCACAAUUUGGAGAGCUUAUCUAUGUUAAGAUUCCAGCUGCAAAAGGAUGUGGCUUUGUACAGUUUAGCACCAGAGCAUCUGCUGAAGAGGCAAUACAAAGGCUUCAGGGAACCAUGAUAGGUCAACAAAUUGUUAAGCUUUCAUGGGGUAGGAGUCCAGCAAAUAAGCAGGACCCAUCCGUUGCAUGGCAAGCAGAUCCUAGUCAAUGGGCUGGUGCUUAUUAUGGAUAUGGUUAUGAUGCAUACGCAUAUGGGGCCGCUCAAGAUCCAUCUUUAUAUGCCUAUGGUGCUUAUGCUGGAUAUGGACAGUAUCCUCAACAGGUGGAAGGUGUUCCAGAUAUGACAUCCAUGGUAGGUGCAGUCUCAAAUGUGGAGCAAAGGGAGGAUACCUAUGAUCCACUAGCCAUACCAGAUGUCGACAAGUUAAACACUGCAUACCUUGCUGUCCAUGGAAAUGCUAUGUUGGGAAGGCCCUUAUGGUUGAAGACCUCAGGGCUGUCCCAGCUAGCUUAGCUUCAGAUAGUAGCUGCCAGAUCAGUGCUGCCUGUCAAUACUGGAAUCUGAAAAGUCAGGGUUUGUCUAAUCGAAACUGGAUUAGUUUGAACCAGGCAGCUCAGUGAAAAUAGAUAGACAAGGUAGGGGUGGUUUAUCAUAUAUGUCAGCUUCUGCAUCUGUUUGUUUCCCCUUUGUAAAUUACACACUAAAAAUAGCUUCAGAGACAAGUUAGUUUAGCUGUCGAGUGAAAGGAAAUUUUCAUAUUGUUGAAUCUAGAUUUGGUUUAUAUGGAUAAUGGAAGGUUAUAUGUUUCUGAAAUUCUAAAUUUUGAUUUCUUUUUUUA
Molecule: messenger RNA, 1784 nt
Organism: Elaeis guineensis (African oil palm)
Lineage: Eukaryota; Viridiplantae; Streptophyta; Magnoliopsida; Arecales; Arecaceae
Product: polyadenylate-binding protein RBP47B'
Cellular component (GO): cytosol
Molecular function (GO): mRNA binding
Source: RefSeq, a predicted model, not a curated record